Rhagoletis pomonella (apple maggot) is the source of this 1257-nucleotide messenger RNA. RefSeq names its product replication termination factor 2-like. Bases 116 to 1105 code for a protein of 329 amino acids. Lineage: Eukaryota; Metazoa; Arthropoda; Insecta; Diptera; Tephritidae. The record is from RefSeq and is a predicted model, not a curated record. Gene Ontology annotation, cellular component: nucleus. Gene Ontology annotation, biological process: site-specific DNA replication termination at RTS1 barrier; mitotic DNA replication termination. The transcript is spliced from 2 exons.
CUUAUUUGCUGAUCGAUUUCGUAUCUAUAUUGGAUUUGCAGAAUAAUUUUUACAGUUCGUGGAUCAAUUAAUUAGAUUAAAAGUUUUUAUUCGUGGUUAAACGCAGUCGAAAAAAAUGGGUUGCGAUGGAGGUACCAUUCCGCGUCGGGAUGAGCUGGUGCGGACUGCUAAAAAACCAGAACAGAAAGAUAAAGAUGCAGAACGCGAGUUUCGUUGGCUGCAUUGUGCCCUUACCCAACAGCGUUUACAAGAGCCAAUUGUAAUGUGCAGCCUUGGACGUUUAUACUCCAAGCAAAGCCUCAUUGAGCAAUUAUUGGAAAAAGAUAAAAUGCCUGAAUCUAUCAAACACAUUCGCAGUCUUAAAGAUAUAAAAAGUCUCAACUUAACACCAAAUCCAGCUUACACUGAUGAAGAUAAACCCGAGGGUCUGUUGGACACGCGACAUGCUCGUUAUAUUUGCAAAUUAAGUGGCCUUGAAAUGUCUGGUAAAUUUCGUUUUGUGGCGUUGUGGACUUGUGGUUGCGUCAUAGCUGAGCGUGCAAUUAAGCAAAUCAAACGUGACAAUAGUGGUGGUAGCACAUGCCCCCUUUGUUUAAUACCCUUUGGUAUCGAAGAUGUGGUUAUUCUCAAUGCAGCAGAUGAAGAUUUGGAACUGAUGCAAGCUAAGAUGGAGAUGCGUAAUGUAAAACGUAAGACUUGUAAAAAGGAUAAGAAGGAGAAAAAGGAAAAGAAGAUUAAUGAAACUUUCACUGGUAAAGAGGAGACGGCAAAGCAGGAACGGAAUAAAACAGAAGGUAUAAAUGAGGAGAAAAGCACCAUAACGAACGGGAAGCUUACUAAAAAAGAAAAGCUGUGUGCAAAUGGACCUUCAACAAGCAAAACUGCAGCAGCCGUAACAAAAAUGAAACUUGUUGCCAAUUUAAAACGUGUAGGUGCGGCUGAGGAUGCUUUAGAAGAUCCCGAGAUGAAACGUUUGAAAAACGACUACAGCGUUGCAAAGGACCCUAAGGCUAGCGAUGUAUACAAGUCCUUAUUUACCACACAUAAAAGCGAAAAAGAACAAUCCCGCGCACAUUGGGUUACCUACAAUCCGUUUUAUAAUUAACCACAUUUCUUUAAAAAUUAUAAAAUCUUGUAUUAGAAUUGUCUCAGAUAUAUGUAUAUCUACAAAAUAAGUAUGUAUAUUCACAAAAUAAACUAAUAAUAACCCCGUAUAUCAGUAGUUUACAUUCGAAAUGAAAUCGGGAUCAUAAUGUA